UUAAUCUAAGCACAGGGCAACUUGAAAAUACAACAUGAACUAAUAUGACCCAGCAAGAAACUCCUGUGGUAGCACCCCACUUCACUUACCUUCAUCUGAUAAGUGACCAGCCCUACAAUUGUCUACUUCUUUCCUUCAAUCCAAUUCAUGGGUAGUUAAUUAAGUGCCCAGUAGGUGCUAAGAGCUGGAGUAAAAUAGAAGUACAAAAUACAUUCCUGCUCUCAAAGGUCUUAUAAUCUAGUGGGAGAUCAAAUGAAUAUCUGAGAUGACCUGUAAGUUUAUGCAGAGGUUCUCAGGGACUGAUGAAGGACCUGGAACCUGUAUUUUGACACCUUCUCCAGGUAAUGCUGAGCCUGUUAGUUCUUGGACUAUCCUGGACUUUCUCCCAGGAAAUCCAGGGAACCUGAGGUAAAGGUUUUCCACACAGUCUAGAGGUGGAAAGGCACUCAGUGGGGACGUGCCCCAUUCUAGGCAGGCUUCAGCUGCCACCCUCACUCCUUGCACCUCAUCUUCUAACAACAUGACUCUCGCGGGAGAGUGUCUGAAAGUGUCCCUCCUUGUCCCCGGUGGUGUGGGCAAGAGGCUUGCUCCCUAGACUCUUGUCUCUGUGAAAGGCCCUACCCAAGUCAUUGUCCUCAUGACCAAGGGCUCUGAGGAUGAUGGACUGACUGGCCAAGGAGGUUGCCAGCCCAAACUUCUUUCUAUACCUGUUAGAGUCUAGCGUUGGGGCCACAGACCCCCACCCCCCAAGAAUGGCUGUGGUAGGACACAGCCUCAAGUGGGCAGGGCACCAAGCUGGCAUGAAGGACAGGCCAGCCUCUCCCUGCAGAACACCACUCAGCGCUCCUGGGGCUCCUGUGAGCUGCUUCAGGGUAGAAGAGAAGGGAUGGUGGCAGUGGUGUCAGCUUUGCCCAGAUGGCAGGCUGCUGCUGAAGCGUGACCCUGCUCCAUUAUGCAGGGGUGGAGAUGGAGCCAGUCACUCCAGAUUCUAGUCAGAGCGCUCAAGAGAGAAGGAACUGGCGCUCCUUCAGUGUCUAGGAUGAGUGGAUCAGUCCCAAACCGUCCUAAGAAGUGCUACUGUCCCCGCCUGAGGGCAGGUGUGUCCCGCCCCCAGGACCCUCCUAGCCUGAGCAGAACACAGCAAACCUAAGGCGUGUCCAGCCUAAAAGGAAGAUACAAACGUAGCCUCAGGAGCCACAUGCCUUCUCUCAGGGGAUCCAAAACGGAUUUCAACAAACUAAGGUCCAAGAACUUCUCGGAGGAACGCUGCCAGGUCCGCGCGGGGGAGGGUGCUCACGGUCGUCGCCGGGUCCCAACGCAGUAACACAGAGCGUCCGCGCUGGUCGAAGGCGCUGGGGCUUUUCGUAGCAGGCCCGGCGGGCUCCUCAGGCCCCAGGGGAGCUGGGACUGGUGCUCGGGGACCGUGCCGGGGCGCCUUUUGCAGCCGGCCGCCCCUCCCCCUUUCCCACGGGCUUUUGCACACGACGCGGCGCCGACAGCUUCACACGGGGAGGCAGCGGCCGGAUAAAGCCGGCGGGCGCGGGGAAGCCGGAGCGCUCGGCGUGCGGAGGGGGGUCUGGAGCUGCAGCCGCGGCGGGACGGCGCCCCCGCAGCCCCAGCACGGCCGGAGCCGGGAAGGCGGGCAGCCCAGCUGGAGAGCCAGGACCCCACGCGCCGGGCCCUCCAGCAGGCGAGUGGGCGCCGCGGAGCGCCCAGCGCACGACCUCAGCGCGCGGCGUCCCCGACCCAGUGAGGGCGUGCGGGACCACAUGGAAACCACCGAGAAGAAGCAUCUGCUGGGCGCCAGGCCCGGAGCCCGGUCUUACGUGGGAUCUCUGUGGCAGGAUGGGGCUAGCUGGAUCCCUCUGCCACCACCUGGUCUGGACAUACAGACCAUUGAGCUGGCCACUGAGAGCAACCAUUACUGUCACGCACAGAAGGGACCUGCCAGUCAGUGCAACCCCACGAAGGAGCGGGCCCAGCGCCAGCUCUAUGUGGCCUCCGCUAUCUGCCUGGUGUUCAUGAUUGGGGAAGUGGUUGGUGGGUACCUAGCCCACAGCUUGGCGGUCAUGACUGAUGCAGCUCACCUGCUCACUGACUUCGCCAGCAUGCUCAUCAGCCUCUGCUCCCUCUGGAUGUCCUCCCGGCCGGCCACCAAGACCAUGAACUUUGGCUGGCAGCGAGCUGAGAUCCUGGGAGCCCUGCUCUCGGUGCUGUCCAUCUGGGUUGUGACUGGAGUGCUGGUGUACCUGGCGGUGGAGCGGCUGAUCUCUGGGGACUAUGAGAUCGAGGGGGGCACCAUGCUCAUCACAUCUGGCUGUGCUGUGGCUGUGAACAUCAUGAUGGGUUUGAUACUUCACCAGUCUGGCCAUGGGCACAGCCAUGACACCAGCCAGCAGCAGAACCCCAGUGUCCGAGCUGCCUUUAUCCAUGUGGUUGGAGACUUUCUGCAGAGUUUAGGUGUCCUGGUGGCAGCCUAUAUUUUAUACUUCAAGCCAGAGUACAAGUAUGUAGAUCCCAUCUGCACCUUCCUCUUCUCCAUCCUGGUCCUGGGGACGACCUUGACCAUCCUGAGAGAUGUGAUCCUGGUGCUGAUGGAAGGGACCCCCAAGGGCGUGGACUUCACGACUGUGAGGGAUCUGCUGCUGUCGGUGGAGGGGGUGGAAGCCUUGCACAGCCUGCAUAUCUGGGCGCUGACCGUGGCCCAGCCCGUGCUGUCUGUCCACAUCGCUAUCGCUCAGAAUGCAGAUGCCCAGGCUGUGCUGAAGGCAGCCAGCGCCUGCCUGCAGGGGAAGUUCCAUUUCCACACCAUGACCAUCCAGAUCGAGGACUACUCUGAGGACAUGAAGGAGUGUCAGGCAUGCCAAGGCCCCUCGGACUGACUGCCUAGCAGGUGCCAGCUGGGGCAUGGAUAGGACCUGCAGGUGGCAGGGCUGAGUGUCCCCCAAGCCCAGCUAAGACUGCCUACCCUGGCUGUUAUAGACCAGGUCCCUCUCCUGACCUCUGCCCAUGUUCAGUGUGGAGGAGCCUUUCCCCACUCUGGGAAUGAGGCUCCUCCCCUGCCUCCCGACCCGACUACAGCCAGGCCCUGGCUGGAGACUCGGCAAGUGAAAAGCUUUCGUGACGCUGCUCCUCCAGCUCCUGGGGUGGCUCCCAGCAGGGCUCGGUUUGGGGUCCAAUCCUCAGCUAAUGCUGUCCUACCACCAGCCUCUGGACAGGCAAAAAGGCACAGUGACGGGGGACAGUGGGGAGACUGACUGCAGCGUCCCUUCGCUCACUUGCCUCAUUUCCCGUUUUCAGUCUGGCCUUUGCCUUAUGAAUCUGUGAAGAAGCCCUGAAACAGAGCUCUCCCUCUGCAUAUUA
Messenger RNA from Manis javanica (Malayan pangolin), 3363 nucleotides. The record is from RefSeq and is a predicted model, not a curated record. NCBI's taxonomy places the organism in Eukaryota, Metazoa, Chordata, Mammalia, Pholidota, Manidae.